Messenger RNA from Guillardia theta CCMP2712, 1203 nucleotides. RefSeq lists its product as hypothetical. NCBI's taxonomy places the organism in Eukaryota, Cryptophyceae, Pyrenomonadales, Geminigeraceae. The record is from RefSeq and is a predicted model, not a curated record. The transcript has 17 exons. The coding region runs from base 1 to 1203 and encodes 400 amino acids.
AUGCAGGAACUGGCUGCUCUCCGACUGUCCGAGGCGCAUGCGCGAGCCAACGCGGCGUCGGAGAUCCAGCGGGAGCGAGAGACUUCCGCCAACUUCGCGCUUGAGACGCAGAAACUUCAAGUGCAGAGCAAACAGCUGCAAGAGGAGGCCAUCAAGUACUACGAGACUCGCUUCAAAGCACUGGAGAACCUGCCGGCUGAGCUGCAGAAGGUCAAGAUGGAUUACGCGGAACUUGAGCAGAAGGUAGGUUGCAAUAACUCUGUGUCGAAAUGCGACGAAGAUGACGAAGAAGAGAUUUGGGCUAGAGCAUCUGCGGAUGAGGAAGCGGGGGAGCAGGAGCAGGAGCAGGAGCAGGAGCAGGAGCAGGAGUAUACUGUGCUUGUGACGGAAUGCGAGUCGUUGAAGAGGACCGUGGAGAUGUUGGAGCUCGAGAAGAAGCAGCUGCUCGGCUACAGGUACGAGAGGGACGUGCUGGCCAACGAGCUGGAGGCCCUCAAGAAGAGCUCGGCAGAGACGCAAGUGAGGCUGCAGGAGACGAUCAAGGAGCUCCAGGCCGAGGUGGCUCGCUUGCAGACGCAGUGCCUCCAGAUCCCUCCGCUCCAGCAGAGGAUCCACCAGCUCGAGAUGGAGAAGAUUGAGAGUGUGAAGGCGCUCGAACGGGACGACCUGGCUCAGCACGUGGCAGCCAAGGGCAUCGAGAUCGACAAGCUGAGCAAGGAGGUCGAGAGGCUGCACAACGAAGUCCACCUUAGGGAUACCGAUAUCAUCUCACUACGAUCGCACAUCCAGACUCUCAGCAGGGAGCUCGAGGAGACGAAGCCUCUGAUCAAGAGCGUCCCAGCCCUGACACAGCGCAAGGACCAGCUGGAAGCUCAUGUGAACACGCUCAACGGACACCUGGAGAAGAUCAAGCAGCAGUCGCUGACCGCUCAUGCCGAGUACAUCUUGAAGCGAGAGGCCGUAGGCAUGAGGAACGUCUUCUCGCUGAAUGAGCAGGAGAAGAAGGCCAUGAGUGAUCAACUGCUACGAUACAAGGAGCUGUUGGAGAGUCAGAAGGGCACAGAGGAAGUACUGGGCAAGGACAGGGACGCCCUGCAGUCUCAAAUCUCCAUCCUCAACGCUGAGAUAGAGGCUCUCCGCCGGAGCAUCAUGAAGGUCGACGGUCACGGGAUCAAUCCCAUCUCCCAAGGCUACCCCAUCUGA